AUGGUUGAUGUAGCGGUAUCUUUUGCUAUUGAAAAGCUUAGUGAAUUUGUUACUCAACAUGUUGACAUUAGGGUUGGAGUGAAAGAUGGUAUAGAGUGGCUUAAAGAUGAAUUGAGCUACCUGCUCAUUUCUGUCAGAGCUGUAGAAUCGCAACAAUAUUUGCCUCAUGUCCGCCUGUGGACUGACAGUGUGAGAGUCGUUUCGGAUGAAGCUGUAAUUAUCUUGGACAGGUUUUCUGCUCAACAAGAACAUGCAGCUCCGGAACAUGGUACUGUGUUGGAUCGUGUGCAGAGUUUUUUCUGCAUCUGCAAGAAAGAAGCUAAUCUUUAUGAUAUCGGUAAGGAUAUCAAGUCACUCAAAGAAGAAAUCAGUAGGAUCAAGAGUAGGCGAGAUGAAUUCCGUAUUACUGACAUAAUCACAGCCACUCCUACUGUGCAACAGAGGAAGAGAACUUUGCUCAGAGCAGCUUCCUUUGAUUACAAGGAGGAUGUGAUUGGUUUUGAGGUUGAUUUUCAGACUUUGCUGGCUCAACUUGACAAUCAAGAUCCCUCCCUUGGCUUAAUUUCCAUUCAUGGAAUGGGGGGGCUGGGCAAGUCUACUCUUGCUAGUAAGCUGUACCACUCCAGCGAAUUAAGCCAUUUUAAAAGUCGUGCUUGGGUUUGUGUCUCCGAGGAUUAUGACAUCAAACUUGUUCUGAGGAAGAUUAUAAAGUGUUUCAGGGGGGAUGACCGAGAUUUGUUGAGCAAGAUGGAAGAGUUGGAGUUGUUGGGGCACCUGCGAAAGAUACUGCUUAAUGGUGAUCACUAUCUUGCGGUGAUUGAUGAUAUAUGGGAUGUAGAGGUUUGGAAAAAGAUUAAAAAUGCUUUUCCAGACAAAAAAAACGGCAGUAGAGUCAUUAUAACCACGCGGAACAAAAUGGUUGCGGAGGGUGUAGAAGACACGUGUUUUGUCCAUGAACUAAGUUUUUUGAGCAAAGACGAGAGCUGGCAAUUAUUCUAUAAGAGAGCAAAACCAACCCCAAACCUGGAGAUGUUAGGUAAGGAGAUGGUAGAUAAAUGUGGAGGUUUACCCCUUGCAAUCGUGAUCCUGAGUGGGCUAUUAUUGCAGAAAAAGACCUACAAAUUUUGGUCCGAUGUGAAGGACCAGCUUUGGAGAAAGUUGAAGGGUGAGUCUUCGGAGAUUCAAGAACUACUAAAUUUGAGUUAUGAUGACUUGUCUUUCCACAUCAGGCAAUGUUUUCUGUACCUUGCAAGGUAUCCUGAAGACCAUACUAUCCGAGUUUAUAAGUUAAAGCUGUUAUGGGUUGCAGAGGAAUUUGUUGAGGAACAAGAUGGAGUAGACAUGGAGGAUGUAGCUGAGGAUUAUUUGAAUGAGCUUAUUAAUCGCAAUAUGAUUCAGAUAGAACUACAGACUGCUGAUGGACAAGUUUUGGUAUGCAAGGUCCAUGAUCUUGUACGUGAUCUUGUUGUAGAGAAGGCUAGGGAGCAGAAGAUACUGGGUAUUUUUGACUCAAGUAAACAAUAUGCAAAUCUCAGACGUUCGUUGCAAGGUCAAGUACGUCAUGCAAUCUACAAUGGAAUUGGUGAGUACUUUAAAUUACUUGGGCCGAAUUCUGGUAAUUUAAAUUUGCGUUCAUUAGCACUAACUACUAGAACUGCUACACUUGAAGAAGAGGAAAUAAAGUUAAUGUACACGAGAUUCCAAUAUCUCAAAGUGCUAGACUUGACCAGAGUGUAUGAUUCAGAGGGGAUACCAGAAGAAAUAGGAGAUUUAGUUUUCCUAAAGUUUUUGGGCUUAAUGGGUGGUCCUUACUCUGGUAAAGCUUUACUGAUUCCUUCAAGUAUAGGAAAAUUGAAAAGGUUACAAACUUUGCAUGGUUCAGACUCUUACAUCACUACUUACGUAUUCCCUAAGGAGAUAUGUGAGCUUAAGGAAUUAAGGCAUAUAAUCUUUAAUGAAAAUGAUAGGAAUUUGUAUAUUGGAAGCGACCAGACAAAUCUCCAAACUAUAAGUGAAAUAACGUAUAAGGAAUGGUGCCAUAUUGAUACCAAUAAUUGGACCAAUCUCCAUACACUUGUAAUUCCGGAAGACGAUGAUGGUGAUAAUGAAGAAGAAGAAGAAUAUAAUUUGGAGUCUAUAGCAAAUUUAACAAGUCUCCGAACAUUAGUCCUCCUACAGGGUGGUGUUAUUUCAACAAUGCAACCACUUUCGUCUUGCAAACAUCUCAACAAGGUCGUGUUGCGGGGUAAGAUAAGAGAUGUAGCAGAACUAAGGUUUCUGCCAGAUUCAGUCACUGAUUUAACACUAGUAACUGUUUCCACUGAAGAUCUGAUGUCCAUUCUGGGGAUUUUGUCCAAUCUUACCUCCCUUUGGUUGUAUGAAUGUGGAGACAAAAUGGUUUGCGGUGCAGAUGCAUUUCCAUGUCUACAAUUCUUACAAAUAAAACCCGCUGGUGAUCUGUUUGAACUUCAAGUUGAUGACGGAGCUCUGCCUUCUUUAAGAGCUUUUACAUUGGAUGCUGAUAAGAUGGAUAGAAUUGAGAUUCCGCUACGACUAUCGUCUCUUCCUCUUGUACCAGAUUUUACUGGCCAUUGGUGGUAG
Messenger RNA from Daucus carota subsp. sativus, 2601 nucleotides. Its product is annotated as putative disease resistance RPP13-like protein 3. The record is from RefSeq and is a predicted model, not a curated record. Lineage: Eukaryota; Viridiplantae; Streptophyta; Magnoliopsida; Apiales; Apiaceae. The transcript has a single exon. Gene Ontology annotation, biological process: defense response to other organism. Bases 1 to 2601 code for a protein of 866 amino acids. Gene Ontology annotation, molecular function: ADP binding.